CAAAAAAAAAAAAAAAAAAAAAACAAAAUGAAAAAAUUUAAAAAUCCCGAAAAGAAAUUGAAUCGUCUAGAUGUUGGUCAUUCUAUUGCAUUGAAUUAAGCUAAGAUGUUAAGGAAAAAUGUCUGGAUGCUCGUGACUUGUGGCCUUUUGGUAUAGCAUCCAAACAAAGUUGCUAGAAUCUUCACAUUUAGCGUUUCGUAAAUAAACAACUUCUAAAGUAUAUACAUAUAUAGCUGUUAUCAAGUAACUCUUCAACCGACCAGCCAUAACUGACCACAAUGAUCUAAAUUUAUAUACGGAAAUUAAUAGAGAAUAAAAAAUAUAUCCUAGGAUCCCGUAACGCCCCUGGGAAUCCACAAACUCAUUUAGAAAAAAGAUUAAUAGAGAAUAAAAAAAAAAUAUCCUGAGAAUCCACAAACUCAUUUAGAAAAAAGCGAUUCCUGGACGAUGAUACUCUAAUGUCUAGGAUCCGCCCUGAAAUUCGUCAAGCCAGAAGUAGUAGUGGUAGUAGAAGACACCUCCAGCCUUCCUCAAUGGGUUCUCCAGCGAUGAAACUCUACUCCACGGUCAUCAUCGCUUCCGUAUUAUCAGGUCUCGGGACGGGCGUCAGCAUCGUCAAUCUGUCGGUACCGAACGUGGUCGAAGCUGACACCGAACCCAUUCUCUUGGACUGCGAGUACAGGGUCGAGGAAUGGGAGAGCUCGGGCCUCGUCGUCAAGUGGUACCUGGACGCAGUACACCUGGUCUACCAGUGGAUACCGCCCAUCCAGCCCCAAGCCCUGGGGGUCCUCAGCGGCCUGGUCAACACGUCCUACAGGGCUUCCAAGGAGCCCUGGGAGGCCUUCCGCGCCCUCUACAUCCCACAUCCGCAGCCUGAGCUCUCCGGCAGAUACUCCUGCGUCGUCAGCACGUUCGAGGACGAAGACAUGAGGUCGGCGGACCUCCUCGUUUGGGCCGCCGCCCGGGACGUGGAGUUGAAGUUCUGGCGUCCCAGCGAACACUUGGUCAACAUCACCUGCUUGGCCGCGGCUGCAGCGCCCGAACCUUCGUUUGCUCUCUUCACGCAAAACCCCAACGGAACCAGGUACGACCUGCAGCUUCGGGGGGAGAGGAAAACGAACGACAGCGGCCUUUGGUGGGCGGAGGUGUGGGGCCUCAUCGCCUACGACAGCACCCCUGAGGACACCCAAAUUGGGUGCACGAUCACCUUGCCCAACACCACGUACACCACAUCUCUCACGAAACCCUACGAUCCAGAUCUGCCUAUAAUUACGACAACUACGACCACCACCCAGCCUACGACUACCAUAGGGCGUGAUCAGUACGGCCGAUGGGGCAAUAUGUCUAUGACGACCCCAGGAUUCUUUGAAAUUUCUGGACUAUUUGGCUCAGCAAAUGGAGGGUUCGCCGUCGCACCAGAUUCCUUGUUCACGACGACAUUUUUGGCGUUCGUGAUCGUGCUUUGGAAGAUGGCGACGGAGUCAUGAUACCCCAACUGGUCGAUUGGGUCCAGCGACUGAAACCACCACGGAGGAGAGAGAGAGAGAGAGAGAGAGAGAGCUCCUUUGUCGAAAGCCUUUGAAGGGGGAGGGUUUGGCUGUGACUGAAGAUGUCACGUAACCCCCCCCCCCCACCACCUCCCCCCCCCCCCCCCCCCCCCCCACCCCCCCCCCCCCCCCUUAAAGAACGGACACGACGUCCUUAAAUGGUUUUUAACCAAGAAGGGCGUGGAACCACGGCCCACCACGGAAGGAAUGGAGGGAAACUGUGCGACUCUUGAUCGGCUUCCUUCAAGUCGCCAGGCGAUCGACUGUGUUCGACUCUGGAUUGCAGUCGACUGGCUUCACGGAAUAUCCCCUUCAAGCACCUAAUUGUGAUAAGCUUUCAUGUUUCCGUGACUCGGCUUCACUGAAUUUUCGUGUUUCUUAAAAAAAAUAAAAUAAAAUAAAAUAAAUGGUCGGAGAGCAGUUCCUUGUCGGGAAAACUCCAAAGAUGUCUCAAGAUGUCUAUCGAUUUCAACGUGAUAUAGAAAUGUGAUUUCCUACUAAGAAUAUAGCGCGGAUAUAGCGCGAGAUUUAGAAAACUGCAAGAAAAUCGCCUUUCAUUGUAGAAGGUGAAAAUGGUACAUAAUCGAUGUGAGAGAAAACCGAAACUCAUUUAUCUAAUGUGAACAGAAAUGAAUCUGUUUGAUAGAAUUAAAAACUGCAAGUCGUCUCUGAUUUGGGAAGGACACUGAUAGGAAAUCUCUGUAUGAAAAGUGAAUACAGUGAAAUAGAGGAAAAUACUCGAUUUAAGCGAUAAAAUAAUAUUUUAUCAUUCCCUUUCGAGACAUUGAUUGACGCUGGACAGAAAAAUGUUCGAAAAAGAGUAAAUGAAAUAAAAUGCUUUGGAACUGUUGAUAUCAUCGACUUUUUCUAAGAAUAUUACAAAUAAAUACCGAGAGUGGAAAGACCAGAACUUACUUUUUUUUUUUUGGAGGACAUAACAACAGUAACACUGGUAAUAUAAGUAAUAACCAGUUUCCACGGGUGCAAAAGUCUGUAGAAUAAUGAGGUAAGGUCAAUCAUUUCAGAGAAGGACGAAAACAUCAGCCGUGUUUUUGCGAAGAUUGGAUGAAUAUUCUCCCAAUAGGUAGUUGACGAAAUCCAGUGAUGCUUUGAAAGAGGUGAAGAGGUUAUUCAAACGAAAUAUUCAUGAAGAGCACCAUACUUCAAAAGCGGUGCAAAAUAAUCGACAAAAGUGAAUGAAAGUCAGCCCAAAAUGAGUAAAUGUUUGAAAACUAUUGAGUGAUUACUUGUCCUUUGAACAAUGCGUGAAAAUAAUACCGAAAUGACACGUGUGACUAUUACUUACGAGAAUUUCUAAAAAUGAAGAAAAAUCUAGUUUCAGAAAAGUGCAAGAGCCCUUCCUGUGUAUUUCACUCAGUAGACACUACGAGAAAUCGCAAAUGAAGAUUGGAUGUAUGCCUGUUGAAUAAUCAGAACGUUUGUGUAGGCGAAUAAGUUGUGUCAUUUUCAAAUGGAAUUGAAAGUUCGCUGGAUUUGGAAACGACUUGAACAAAAAAUAAGAGAAAAAGAUAAUUUCAAAGAAUUUCAGGCUGAUUUGUAAUACAUACAUACACACAUACAUAUAUAUAUAU
This is a messenger RNA of Macrobrachium nipponense, 3139 nucleotides long. RefSeq lists its product as uncharacterized. The record is from RefSeq and is a predicted model, not a curated record. The transcript has 9 exons. Lineage: Eukaryota; Metazoa; Arthropoda; Malacostraca; Decapoda; Palaemonidae. The coding region runs from base 459 to 1487 and encodes 342 amino acids.